Iphiclides podalirius (scarce swallowtail) is the source of this 720-nucleotide messenger RNA. Lineage: Eukaryota; Metazoa; Arthropoda; Insecta; Lepidoptera; Papilionidae. The record is from the annotation of a GenBank genome assembly.
AUGAUGUCAGUAAAAGAGCUGACUCGGCCUCCAGUUCAAUGUCUGGCCCUUGCACUUGUGUGCGAUGUGGCGCGAGCUGGUGACGCCGUAGGUCAAAUGGUCACAUGGCGUGCAAGCUCGGCAGCUUCCGAGAUUGUGUAUGCUAUUCUUCACAUGCUUUCAAAGGACUUGGCCUUUAAAGUAUCGCUCGCCGAUGAGUCCUAUAACCUGUACAAGAAUAUCAAGCUACCGCCACAAGACGAGACAAUCCUUGUUCUGGCGUCGCACUAUUUGACAUUGAAAUUAAACGAAACAUGGACUGAAACGAAGUCUCGGUGUCCAGACUUCUUGCCUCAGGACAAUGAGACGCUUCAAGAAUUCUUACACAUAGGACACGGUUGGUCGAAGGAAAUAAAACGAAUACAGGAAGAAGUCAUUGAGAAAAGCGAAAAAGAGAGCUGUGACGAUGAACGUUCCUUUUACGAAUUCCUUAGUCAAGUCAGAUUAAACGUAGCACUAGAUGCUUUGCGCGAAGUGCGAUGCAACGCGCUUUCGUCCGACCGCUUUCAGAUAACCCACUCACUGUUGCAUGAUGCAGUUUCGGCGGAGAAACGUAGAUCUGAACUUUCGGAACGACUCCAGUCAUCGAUAUUGAAGACAUAUUCGCCUCCUCUGGACUCGCAAAAUAAAGUUGGGCAGCAUGUUAAAGUUUUAAGUAUCGAACCAAAGAAAAAGAGAAAC